AGUGCGAGGAGCCGCCGCCCCCGCGCGCAGGGCGCCAUGUUCUGGAAGUUUGAUCUGCACACAAGCUCGCACAUCGACACACUGCUAGAGCGGGAGGACCUGAGUCUGCCCGAGCUACUGGACGAGGAGGACGUGCUACAGGAGUGUAAGGUGGUCAACCGCAAGCUGCUCGACUUCCUGCUGCAGCCGCCCCACCUGCAGGCCAUGGUGGCCUGGAUCACCCAGGAGCCGCCGGCCAGUGGCGAGGAACGCCUACGCUACAAGUACCCGAGCGUGGCAUGUGAGAUCCUGACCUCAGACGUACCCCAGAUUAACGACGCCCUGGGCGCUGACGAGGCCCUCCUGAACCGGCUUUAUGGCUUCCUGCAGAGCACUGGCAGCCUCAACCCGUUGCUGGCCAGCUUCUUCAGCAAGGUCAUGGGCAUCCUCAUCAACCGCAAGACAGACCAGCUCGUGUCCUUCCUACGCAAGAAGGACGACUUCGUGGACCUGCUUCUGCAGCACAUUGGCACUUCGGCCAUCAUGGACCUGCUGCUGCGACUGCUUACCUGCGUGGAGCGGCCCCAGCUACGGCAUGACGUCGUCAACUGGCUCAACGAAGAAAAGGUUGUCCAGCGGCUGAUUGAGCUAAUCCACCCCUCCAAAGACGACAAUCAACAUUCCAACGCAUCCCAGUCCCUGUGCGACAUCAUCCGCCUGAGCCGGGAGCAGAUGAUCCAGGUCCAGGAGAGCCCUGAGCCCGACCCACUACUGGGCACCCUCGAGAAGGAGGAGACGAUUGAGCAGCUUCUGAGCAACAUGUUCGAGGGGAAGCAGAACCAGUCUGUUGUUGUCAAUGGGAUCCAGGUGCUUCUAACACUGCUGGAGCCCAGGAGGCCCAGGUCAGAGUCUGUGCCCGUGAAUAACUUCUUCUGCAGUGUGGACGGGCAGCUGGAGUUGCUGGCCCAGGGUGCCCUGGAGAACCCCGUGUCUAGUCUCGGCGCCCUACAUGCCCUGCGGCCGAGGCUCGGCCGCUUUCACCAGCUGCUGCUUGAGCCCCCCAAGCUGGAGGCGCUGCAGACAACUUGGGGCAGCCUGGCCCCUCCACUGGGGAACAUGCGCCUGCACGUGGUCAAGCUUCUGGCCAGCGCCCUGAGUGCCCACGAUACGGCCCUGACACAGGAGCUGCUGGCAUUGGACGUGCCCAACACCAUGCUGGACCUCUUCUUCCACUACGUCUUCAACAACUUCCUGCAUGCCCAAGUGGAGAUGUGUGUGAGCGCCAUGCUGAGCGCAGGGCCUCCUCCUGACAGCAGCCCAGAUACCCCUGUCCCCAACCCUGCGGUCAGACACCUACUGCAGCAGUGCCGCCUGGUGACGCGCAUCCUGACGUCCUGGGAGGAGAACGAUCGCGUGCAAUCUGAGGGAGGUCCUCGGAAAGGCUACAUGGGCCACUUGACGCGGAUAGCCAACGCCUUGGUGCAGAAUGCGGAGAAGGGUCCCAAUGCCGAGCAACUUGGACAGCUGCUGAAGGAGCUGCCAGAGGAUCAGCAGGAGCGCUGGGAGGCCUUUGUGGCGGGGCCGCUGGCGGAGACCAACAAGAAGAACACCAUAGACCUGGUGAGCACCCGGCCUCUGCACUCGUCCAGCGAUGACGAGGACGACCGGCUGAAGGAGCUCAGCUUCCCCGAGGAGGCCGUGCUGCAGCAGGCCUUCAUGGAUUUCCAGAUGCAGCGCAUGACCUCAGCCUUCAUUGACCACUUUGGCUUCAAUGAUGAGGAGUUCGGGGAGCAGGAGGAAAGUGUGAAUGCUCCGUUUGACAAGACGGCCAACAUCACCUUCUCCCUCAACGCCGAUGACGAGAACCCCAACUCCAACCUGCUGGAGAUCUGCUACAAGGACCGCAUCCAGCAGUUUGACGACGAGGAGGAGGUGGAGGAUGAGGAGGGUCCAGGCUCCGGGGAGUCAGAUGGUGAGGAGGGUGCCUGGCGGGGUGGCCAGCUGCCCAGGGGGGCCCGCCUCGGCCAGCACCAGAACGUCCGGAGCGGGGGCAGCACAGACAGUGAGGAGGAAGAGGAGGAGGAAGAAGAUGACGACGAGGAGGAAGAGGAUGGCGAGGGCCACAUGGCCAGGGGAGGAGCUGGCUCCCCCUCCUACCUGAGCCCUGGCACCCAGCCACCAGGCCCUGAGUGGACGGCUACCUUUGACCCAGUGCCUAAUGAAGCCCCCACAGGUCCCCACAUCUCCAGGGACGAGGAGCCCACGGCGCCCCAGGGGUCUCCCGAUGGCCCCCAGGGCCCACCCUCCCCUAGUCUGGCUUUCUUUCCGGCCAGCGAUGCCAUGCAGCUUAGGUCUAAGGACCCUGUACCCCCCUCAGCACCUCAGGAAGCUUCUGCUGAUGUUUGUGCCGCAGGGCCUGCGGCCCCCUGCCAGGCCCUGGUCAGUGUUGGGGACCUCCAGGCCAUGCUCAGCGGGAUGCACAGCGCCCCCAGCUCCUCAGACAGUGCAACCAGAGACUCCUCUACCUCUGUCCCUGCCACUGGGGCCGAGCAGACCACCGAGACCACCAAGGGGGAGGAGAAUCCAGAGCUCUCGGGACUGCUCCAAAGCCAGAGUGCCCAGGCCCUCCAGCCGCCUCCGAUGCCCAAUGGUUCAGCCCAGAGUGGGCCUGAGGCCUCAGGUUCCCAGUGA
Molecule: messenger RNA, 2670 nt
Organism: Chrysochloris asiatica (Cape golden mole)
Lineage: Eukaryota; Metazoa; Chordata; Mammalia; Afrosoricida; Chrysochloridae
Gene: PPP6R1
Product: protein phosphatase 6, regulatory subunit 1
Exons: 23
Coding region: 37-2670 (877 amino acids)
Cellular component (GO): nucleus; cytosol
Molecular function (GO): protein phosphatase regulator activity; protein phosphatase binding
Source: RefSeq, a predicted model, not a curated record